Molecule: messenger RNA, 804 nt
Organism: Dracunculus medinensis (Guinea worm)
Lineage: Eukaryota; Metazoa; Nematoda; Chromadorea; Rhabditida; Dracunculidae
Source: the annotation of a GenBank genome assembly
AAAUUCAUAAUUUUAAAAUUAAUCGUUGUGAAAUUCUCUCUUUUAUUAUUUGGAAAAAAGAAUUUUUUAAAGGUUCUUGUUCAAGGAUUUACCGGCUCACAAGGCACAUAUCACAGUAAACUUAUGAUGGAAUAUGGAACGAACGUCGUUGGUGGAAUUUCGCCCAAGAAAGCUGGGAUUAGACAUUUAGGGAAACCGGUUUUUCAAACUGUUAAAGAAGCACGAGAAAAGACUGGCGCUGACGCGACAAUUAUCUAUGUUCCAUCAGCGACUGCCUCGGAUGCUAUAAAAGAAGCGAUCGACGCAGAAAUCCCUUUAAUUGUGUGUGUAUCGGAAGGAAUACCGCAACAUGAAAUGAUUAGAACAAUUCAACUGCUCCGCGAAAGAAAAGUGUCGCGUUUACUCGGACCGAACUGUCCGGGAAUAAUAAAAUCCGGCGAAUGUAAAAUGGGAAUAAUGCCUGGAGAUAUUCAUCGAAAAGGUUGCAUCGGUAUUACUUCAAGAUCAGGGACGCUUACAUACGAAGGUGUUCAGCAAACUAGCUCACUUGCACUGGGCCAAACCCAUGUAAUAGGUAUUGGCGGUGAUCCUUUCAAAGGAAGCGAUUUUAUUGACUGCUUAAAGGUUGCUUUCAUAGCUGGGAUGACAGCACCAAAAGGACGUCGCAUGGGUCAUGCUGGCGCAAUUAUUACUGGCGAUAAAGGAACAGCACAAUCAAAAGUCGAUUCACUAAAAGAUGCCGGAGUUACAGUUGUUAAUGCCAUAACAGCUUUGGGGGAUGCAGUUCUUAGGGAACUCAAAUAA